Anisakis simplex (herring worm) is the source of this 372-nucleotide messenger RNA. The record is from the annotation of a GenBank genome assembly. Lineage: Eukaryota; Metazoa; Nematoda; Chromadorea; Rhabditida; Anisakidae.
AUGGCCCGUCAAAAGGGGAACGUAGGACUUGGAAAAAAUGGAAAACGGGGUCGUCCAAGGAAAGUUGUUGCGGUAGCUGAUGGGAAUGGUGUUGAAAGGAAUACCGAAGCAUUGCAAAAGGCAGCAAAAACGAUAAUAAAAGUAAAAGGUAAAAGAGGAAGACCGGUUGGCUCAACGAAAAAAGGCAAAAAGAGGGGUCGCCCACCGAAAGCAGCGAAUAAGAAUGCGAAAAACGAUAAUGAACACAAGCAUGACUUGAGUGACAACAAUGUUGAGAACCGAGCAGAUAUGGAAACUCAUCAGCAUAAUGUUGAUGAACGUGAGGUUGGUGAUGAUGAGGAUGAUAAUGAAAGAUCAGCUGAGUCAGACUAG